AUGAUUAGACUAUCAGUAGAGUCACGUGCUUCGCAUGCUGUCUGGUCUGGAAGUUUGAGUCAUGUCAUCGGUCCUCUCAUUGCUUCUGAGGAUUUUAAGUGGCAUGUCAGGUCAAAGAGGAAUGAUGGCACAGUAACAAGAGAAGAAGCAGAAACGGCAAUCAAUCAUUUUCGAAAAGAUAAGAAGAUUCAAGUUCAACUCAACACAGAUAAAGUUCUCGCUAUCAAUGAAUCUCUUGAUAUCUGCUUCAAAGUGGAAGGCAGAGACGACACGUACAUGUUUCCAGCUCUCUUGCCUCCUGAGGAUCUGUCUGUCAUGUGGAAGAGAGAUUGGAGUAAGAAAGUGUAUGUCGGUCGACGUCAAGUGUGCAGCAGUCAGACGACCAUCUUCAGUCCAUCUGCAUUUGGCAUGUUUCAAUCUAAAGUUCAUACUACGUUAGAUCCAGAAGCAAUGCUGUGGAGGGAUGGACUGAUUGUAUCACAAGGCGAUUCUAUUGAUUGUCAUGUUGAAUGUUUGGUUGCCAUGGUAGAUCAUGUUCGUUCUGUCGACUUUGUAUGUCGUGGAGGUAAGGCAACAGAAGCAGAAUGUGUUUCCCUGCUCGACACUGUCAUGUCUCUUUGGAGAGAUAUGUUAGACAGAUACAGUCCAGGCACUGACUAUGAGACUGAAUAUCUGAGCAGAAAGCAUUUAGAGGAACACAAAGAACUGAAACAAGUUGCUGUUUACUCUGAGGAGGAAAUCAAGAAAGCAAAAGCAAUUGGAAAAGGAGCAAAAGCUGCUGUAAAACGAGUAGUUGGUAAUGAACUAGUCGUAGAAAGUCUUGGUGAAUUGCUGAAAUUAGGUUUCAGUCACCACGAAAUUAAGUCAUUAUGUCAUGACAAAGCGACUGCAGCUUCUAAAUUAUUUGCAAUUAUUCAAGUGAAGACUGAACAAGUCGGUGAUGUGAAGAAGAUUGAUGAUCUGCUGUUGGAGAUAUGUGGACUGUUGCCAAUUAGAAUUGAUGGGACAGUCAAAGAGGAGCUUGGAAUCCCCACAUGA
Messenger RNA from Corticium candelabrum, 1038 nucleotides. RefSeq lists its product as uncharacterized. The record is from RefSeq and is a predicted model, not a curated record. Bases 1 to 1038 code for a protein of 345 amino acids. NCBI's taxonomy places the organism in Eukaryota, Metazoa, Porifera, Homoscleromorpha, Homosclerophorida, Plakinidae. The transcript is spliced from 3 exons.